Molecule: messenger RNA, 1560 nt
Organism: Styela clava
Lineage: Eukaryota; Metazoa; Chordata; Ascidiacea; Stolidobranchia; Styelidae
Product: stabilizer of axonemal microtubules 5-like
Source: RefSeq, a predicted model, not a curated record
AUGGUUACCGAUAUCAUUUGCUGAUUUCUAAAAAGUUUGCCCCGUCCCUGCAUUCAAAGGAUUCGGUGUUCGGUCAUGGAAGCUCUUCAUCUAAUCCCUGCUCCACUUGCAGGAAGAGAAUUUCUAGCUUCAUCACAUUUGAGAAUCGGGAAUGAUGAUCGUUAUAUACCCGAAGGUUGGAACAGCACUGUAGAUACAGACUACAAACCUCCGAGCACCAAACAAAAACCUGACGCUGCUCUCCCACCGUUACCUGCUUUAUUUAUGCACCAAGACCAAGAGAAAAUUAACACACAACUUUCAGAAACAAGGGAGCAGUUUCCAAGAAAGAAAGCGCUUACUAGUACCGACACGCGUGACAAAUAUUCUGCGUUGUACAAAACAAAUUUCAAACCGAACUCUGAUUUAAGAAUCCAAACUUUCAACACCACUCAUGAUUAUUACUACACAGCAAAACCGACAUCCUUUCCCCCUGAUAAUACGCAGCUCGCAGUCAAUUGGACGAAAAGCUCUUUUCCGCAAGGAGACAAAGAAAAAGCAGAUGAACCAAUCAGUACAUAUAGAACCGGUUUCCCUGGCCAUGACACAAGCAAAAUAAAAAUUGAACGAGUUGGGUCGCAACAUUGGGGCAAUCAAGAUACAAUAAAAGGGGAUAACGUAAGACGAUUUGGGACAACGCACACCAACACGUUUCAUGGCCUUUGGAGCGCACCUCCUGACCCCGUUCCGAGGCACUUUCGCUCGUCAGUUCCAGAAGGAGAUAAAGAAAAGGUCACAGAGCAUUCAACAACAAUGAGGAAGUCUUUUACACCCCACAAAACGGACUGGAAGUCUCAAAACAGUGGAGAUUCAUAUGCCAAGCUAUACGCCACCAACUACAAGCAACGUGACGGGAAAGGAACGUUUGAUAAAUACCAGAGCACAGCUAAAGAGAGUUAUCCUCCGAUCUCCUGCGAGAGUCAAAGGGUUCACCGUUCUCGAGAUCGCAAUGCUAGUGACAUUCCGGAGGGUGACACAGAUGCAAACCGUGGCACUGAGAGAGUAAACAUGACAACAACACGACGCCACCAUCCUCCCAUGAAUGUCAGAGACGCUCGGCGAGUCGAUGGUUCAAAACUACGUACAAAAAGUAACGUUUUACUCGGAGAAUCUACUCUGGCAGGGAAAUUCUAUGACACGACUUGUGAUUCGACAUACCAAACUGUGAAUGUGCCUCGAUUCAAGGCCAACACAUACUACCCCAGCGUUGUUCCACUCAGUUACUAUGGCAACCAACGUGAAUACCCGACUACCUGGAGCGACUUCCAGAACCCAAGGAUUGGAAAGAUGAUUCCUAACCCUGUGGCUCUUGAUAAUCUUCGCAGAACCCACAUCUCUGCACCACUAGGUGGCCAAUACUUUUUCUCAACGACCCACGACUCCCAUUACACCCCCAAAUCAAUCGCAAAGUACAAAAUCGACUCAGGAGCGCUUCAACGGACUUCAGUCCCUAUUGGAACGCUCGGAGAAUUCAUUCCCGGAUGCCACAAUGGAUGGGACUAAAACAACAUAUGUAAAUCA